AUGCGUUUUUCCAGCUCGAUUGUCUUAGCAUUGGCUUCCUUCACCGCCGCUCACCCAGGCGAGGACCACCACGAUGAGCUUGAACAGCGUCGUUCAUUCGAAGCCAGUUCUGAGAGGCUGUCUUUGCGUCACUGUGCUGAAACGUUGAAGGCUCGCGGUGUGACUGACCGUAACAUCAAACGUCGAUCAGCUCUGAUUCAGGCGCAUCGCCAGAAGUGUGGUAUCAAGAAGCGUGAUCUUGAGGACGUGCUCAACACGGACCACAACAAGACAAACCUCGGUUUCACACCUAACACCCCGCCCGACACUCUCUUUGCCGGACAGAAUUCCUGUGUCCUUACCCCCGAGGUUACUAUCGGUCCCUACUACGUCAGUGGUGAGGACAUUCGUCGCAACCUCAAGGAAGAUCAAGAGGGUGUUGACCUUAUUCUCGACUACCAAAUAAUCAACGUUGAGACCUGUGAUCCUGUGCCAGAACUCUAUCUUGAUAUUUGGCACUGCAACGCUACUGGUGUCUAUGCUGGUGUGAAUAACGCGGGCAACGGAAACACCAACGACCUGACCAACAUCGACAAGACCUUUGGUCGUGGUAUCCAGCAAACCGAUGAAGAUGGUGUUGCUCAGUUCGAAACACUCUUCCCCGGCCAUUAUGUCGGCCGAACGACCCACAUUCACCUCCUAGCUCAUGCGAACGCUACGUUGUUCAAGAAUAAGACCCUUGGAAACGAAGGCUACAGCAGCCAUAUAGGGCAGACCUACUUCGACCAAGACUUGAUUCACGAGGUUGAGAGUCUUACCCCCUAUAACACCAACAAGCAGGUUCUUACGACCAACGCUCGCGACGGAAUUCUCGCCCAGGCUGCCAACCAGGAUUAUGACCCCGUUGUUGAGUGGACUCUUCUUGGUGAUACCGUCGAGGAGGGUGUUUUUGGUUGGUUAGCUUACGGCGUUAAUAUCACUGUCACCAAUAAGGUCGUCCCGGCUGUUUUCAGAUAUAAGGAUGGUGGGCAUGCAAACCCUGAAUUUGGAGCGGGUGGUGGCCCAGGUGGUCCUGGUGGCCCUCCUCCCCCAGAGGCAGGUAACUAA
This is a messenger RNA of Fusarium coffeatum, 1086 nucleotides long. RefSeq lists its product as uncharacterized. NCBI's taxonomy places the organism in Eukaryota, Fungi, Ascomycota, Sordariomycetes, Hypocreales, Nectriaceae. Bases 1 to 1086 code for a protein of 361 amino acids. The record is from RefSeq and is a predicted model, not a curated record. The transcript is spliced from 3 exons. Gene Ontology annotation, molecular function: oxidoreductase activity, acting on single donors with incorporation of molecular oxygen, incorporation of two atoms of oxygen; ferric iron binding.